AUGAGGUUCAUCAGCACACUGUCCCUUUGCAUCCUCCCCGCAGCCGCACUCGCGGUCCCGGUGGCGGACAAGCGUCAGGAUGAUGUCGAGGCUGUAACGGACGAGAUUCUCUUCGAUAUCACGCUCCCCGAGUUUACCACACGGCGCAAUGCUGAGGAUCCUUCGUAUCUGGACUGGACCAGCGACGGCUGCACCGACUCGCCUGACAAUCCUUUGGGAUUCCCAUAUGAGCCGGCAUGCAACCGCCAUGACUUUGGUUACACCAACUACCGAGAGCAGAGCCGCUUCACCGUCAGCGCCAAGGCCUCGAUUGACAGCAACUUCAAGGACGACCUGUACUACCAGUGCGAGGUCAAUGGGAGCUUUGAGAGCAUCUGCGAGGCCCUGGCCGACGUCUACUACGCGGCCGUGGUCGAGUUUGGCGGCGACGACGCCACGCCCGGCAAGCGCUCGAGUCUCUACGAGGAAAAGCUGGCCAUCUACAACCAGCUGGUUGCCGAGGCCGUGGCCAAGGGCGAGCUGGUGCUUCCGGAGACGGCAUAG
Molecule: messenger RNA, 543 nt
Organism: Pestalotiopsis fici W106-1
Lineage: Eukaryota; Fungi; Ascomycota; Sordariomycetes; Amphisphaeriales; Sporocadaceae
Exons: 2
Coding region: 1-543 (180 amino acids)
Biological process (GO): arachidonate secretion; phospholipid metabolic process
Molecular function (GO): A2-type glycerophospholipase activity
Source: RefSeq, a predicted model, not a curated record